This is a messenger RNA of Helianthus annuus (common sunflower), 3933 nucleotides long. RefSeq names its product nuclear export mediator factor Nemf. Lineage: Eukaryota; Viridiplantae; Streptophyta; Magnoliopsida; Asterales; Asteraceae. The coding region runs from base 262 to 3672 and encodes 1136 amino acids. Gene Ontology annotation, biological process: rescue of stalled cytosolic ribosome; ribosome-associated ubiquitin-dependent protein catabolic process. The record is from RefSeq and is a predicted model, not a curated record. Gene Ontology annotation, molecular function: tRNA binding; ribosomal large subunit binding; zinc ion binding. Gene Ontology annotation, cellular component: RQC complex. The transcript is spliced from 15 exons.
CGCUGAAUGAAAAAAUAGACAAGGAAGGUCUUCUAUUCUACUACCCCUUUUCCUUAAUAGCACCUUCUUCCUCAUUCUGCCCUGCCCUACAAGGUACCGCCCCCUUCUCUGCUCUUCGAUUAGAUCGUCUCUACCUUCGUCGCACUCUAACCUGUUAAGAUUGCGUAACUUAUACAGCUCGUUUUAUGAUCUAUUUGCAGUAGUCGUUUGGUGUGUGUGCCAAAACAAACAAACAAACAAACAAACAAACAAACGUGAGAGAUGGUGAAGGUUCGGAUGAAUACGGCGGACGUCGCCGCCGAGGUGAAAUGCUUACGCCGGCUAAUCGGGAUGCGCUGUUCUAAUGUCUACGACCUCUCUCCUAAGACAUAUGUAUUCAAGUUGAUGAAUAGCAGUGGAAUUACCGAAUCUGGAGAGAGUGAGAAGGUUUUGUUGCUCAUGGAAAGCGGCGUCCGCUUGCAUACCACUGCAUAUCUUAGGGAUAAAAGUAAUACUCCUUCUGGGUUUACCCUUAAAUUACGAAAACACAUAAGGACUAGAAGGCUUGAGGAUGUAAGGCAGCUUGGAUAUGAUCGGAUAGUUCUCUUUCAAUUUGGGGUUGGUGCUAAUGCUUACUACAUUAUAUUGGAGUUAUAUGCGCAAGGAAACAUAAUACUCACCGAUUCCGAAUACAUGGUUUUAACUCUUCUGCGGUCACACAGGGAUGAUGAUAAGGGAUUUGCAAUCAUGGCACGGCAUCCUUAUCCGAUUGAAAAUUGUAGAGUCUUUGAGAGAACUGAUGGUGCAAAGCUAGAGUCAACGCUAACAUCCUUCAACAAUCAUCAAAUUGAGGAACAUGUGGAAGAUGGUUUAGGUGUAAAUGAGACACCUGGUGCACCACAAGCUAAAAAGGGAAAUCGAAAGGCUGUUAAGUCAGGUGAUGCUAGUAAAAAGAAGGAUAAUACCCAUGGCAAACAAGCUACGUUGAAGGUUGUUCUUGGGGAAGCUUUGGGUUAUGGACCGGCAUUAUCAGAACAUAUUAUAUUAGAUGCUAGCUUAACUCCAAACUUGAAAGUUUCCAAGGAUGUGAAGUUAGAGGAUAGUAGCAUUCAGGCUCUUACUGAAGGUGUUAAGAGGUUUGAGGACUGGCUGGAGGAUGUUAUAUCAGGUGCCAAAAUUCCCGAAGGAUACAUCUUAAUGCAAGAAAAGAAAAUAGGAAAGGAUCACAUCCCUGUUGAAUCAUCUGGCACUGAUCAGAUUUAUGAUGAGUUCUGCCCGUUAUUGUUAAAUCAGUUCAGAUUGAGGGUGUCUGUGAAAUUUGAGACCUUUGAUGCUGCAUUGGAUGAAUUCUACAGUAAAAUUGAGAGCCAGCGAGCUGAACAGCAACAACAAGCAAAAGAGAGUUCUGCAAUGCAAAAGCUUUCCAAAAUUCGCAAUGACCAGGAAAACCGUGUGCAAAUACUGAAGAAAGAAGUAGAUCGAGCUGUUACAAUGGCAGAACUUAUAGAAUACAAUUUAGAAGAUGUGGAUGCGGCUAUCUUGGCUGUUAGAGUAGCUCUUGCAAAUGGUAUGAAUUGGGAUGAUUUAACCCGGAUGGUCAAAGAGGAGAAGAAAUCUGGAAAUCCCGUUGCAGGCCUUAUUGACAAAUUACAUCUUGAAAGAAAUUCCAUGAGUCUGCUUUUGAGUAACAAUCUUGAUGAAAUGGACGAUGAUGAAAUUACUCAACCCGUGGAAAAGGUGGAAGUUGAUCUAUCACUUUCUGCUCAUGCCAAUGCUCGACGGUGGUAUGAGCAAAAGAAAAAACAAGAGAGCAAACAAGAAAAGACUCUUACAGCUCAUGCAAAGGCCUUCAAGGCUGCUGAAAAGAAGACACGUCAGCAACUCUCUCAGGAAAAAUCCGUUGCUGCCAUUUCACAUAUACGAAAAGUGCACUGGUUUGAAAAGUUUAAUUGGUUCAUCAGCAGUGAGAAUUAUUUGGUUAUCAGUGGACGGGAUGCUCAACAAAAUGAGAUGAUAGUCAAGCGUUACAUGUCAAAAGGAGAUCUGUAUGUCCAUGCAGAAUUACACGGAGCUUCGAGCACAGUGAUUAAGAAUCACAAGCCUGAUAGUCCUGUACCCCCCCUUACACUGAAUCAAGCCGGAUCUUUUACUGUCUGUCAUAGCCAAGCUUGGAACUCGAAGAUCGUUACGAGUGCAUGGUGGGUAUACCCUCACCAAGUGAGCAAAACCGCUCCUACGGGAGAAUAUCUUACGGUCGGCAGUUUUAUGAUCAGAGGAAAGAAAAACUUUCUUCCACCUCAUCCGUUAAUCAUGGGCUUUGGAAUAUUAUUCCGUUUAGACGAGACUUCAUUGGGGUCCCACCUGAACGAAAGGAGAGUAAGGGGUGAAGAUGAAGGACUUAACGAGACUGAAGACACCGAGCCUUUUAAAGAACUGUCGGAUACCGGUUCUGAGAAUGAAGCACCAGAUGCUGAAAACCCAGUGCACGUUUCUGAUUUAUCAACAGAUAACCAAAAAUUGGGAAAUGUUUCAUCUGAAGUUGACUGCAAUCGCGAUUUAUCGACAGAUAACCAAAACUUGGGAAAUGUUUCCUCUGAAGUUGACUGCAAUCGUGAAGUUAGCUCUGAUUCGGCACAGGUUUCUGUUGAAGAGAAGACGUCUGCUGCAACUGCGUCCCCUGAACUUGAGGAUCUAUUAGAUAGAGCCCUUGAACUUGGAUCGGCUGCUAAAAAGUACGGGCUCAUUCCGUCCUCACAAACUGAAUCUGAUAUUAAUAAUAACGGUAAUGAGGAGAAGAAAGAAACAGUGAGUAGGGAGAAGCCUUAUAUUUCCAAAGCGGAAAGAAGAAAGCUCAAGAAAGGACAAACGCAUAGUGAAGGUGGAAAUGGUGGUCACGUGGAGAAAAAGAAGCUUAGUGAAGGCGGAGAUGGUGGUCAUGCAGAGAAAAAGAAGAAUAAAGCUGAACAGAAAAACAUUGAGAAUAUAAUGGUGGACGGUGGUGGAAAGGUCAGUCGUGGUCAGAAGGGUAAACUUAAGAAGAUGAAAGAAAAAUACGGGGAUCAAGAUGAGGAAGAACGGAAAAUCAGAAUGGCUUUACUUGCCUCUGCUGGAAGAGCUAAAUCUUAUGAACAAGAAGCGCAAAGCGAAGCAAUAGCUACAAGCAAAGAGUUGAAACCUGUAGGCGGCGGCGGCAAUGAAGAUGCUAUAAAAAGAUGCUACAAGUGUAAAAAGGUUGGGCAUCUGGCUAAAGAUUGUCGAGAAGACGCAAAUGGAGUUGCGCAGCUUAAUGAAGCUGAGAGGAUGGCAAUGGAAGAAGAUGAUAUAAAAGAGAUUGGUGAAGACGAGAAAGAGAAAUUGAAUGAUGUGGAUUAUCUGACAGGGGUUCCUUUACCAAACGACAUUCUUUUGUAUGCGGUGCCUGUUUGUGCUCCUUAUGCUGCUGUACAAUCAUAUAAAUAUCGUGUGAAGAUAAUCCCUGGAACAGCAAAGAAAGGAAAAGCUGCAAAAAUGGCGAUGAAUUUGUUUGGUCACAUGCCGGAAGCAAGCCAACGAGAGAAAGAGUUGAUGAAGGCAUGUACAGACCCGGAGUUGAUGGCUGCGAUUAUUGGGAACGUCAAGAUAUCUGCAGCAGGACUGACUCAGCUUAAGCAGAAACAAAAGAAAGGAAAGAAAGCAGCCAGUAAACAAAGCUAAGUUUACCGAUAGGAGAGGAGAAUGUAAACAUACAUACACGACACUAAAAUUUUGGCAAUGCAGAUGAGCAAAAAGUAAUCUUUAUGGUAUAGUUGCGAGUAAUCAUUCCGCCAAAAGUGUUUUGCUAUUAUAACGUUCUGUUUUCGACGCCAAAAGCAUUUUGCUAUUAUAAUGUUCUGUUUUCGAAAGCCAGUUACUGAUUGACUAUAUGCUACUCACCUCAUACCGGUUUUGGUUUAAUGUUUGGUCUUUCUUUCUUUC